Molecule: messenger RNA, 927 nt
Organism: Solea solea (common sole)
Lineage: Eukaryota; Metazoa; Chordata; Actinopteri; Pleuronectiformes; Soleidae
Product: protein SPO16 homolog
Exons: 5
Coding region: 252-671 (139 amino acids)
Biological process (GO): synaptonemal complex assembly; reciprocal meiotic recombination
Cellular component (GO): chromosome
Source: RefSeq, a predicted model, not a curated record
CAGUAAAUGAUACCAAACAAAUGCACAUAAGUAAUAAGUAGUCAUCUUAAAUGUAAGUAAUGUUAUCAUUAAGUAAUCUUAAGGUGUCGCUCACCUCGUCUGUCACUCACUACAACGUUAUAUGAUACCACAGCGACCUCUUGUGGCCGUAUGUACACACGUCCGCUGUCCACUGGCGGCAUUAGUGUGUCAUUGAUGAUUUAAAAGUGUUUAAUGAACCCGUGAGAAGAGUAAUAGAAACACACAAAGACAUGACUGCUCCGUGGAAAGCAACCGUCAUAGUCAGCGCCACACUACAGAACCACAACAUUAGCAGCAUGCUAACAGCACAGCAGCAUCGUAUCAGGUCCUCAGACAGCGUGGAGCACGGAGCCUUUAUUUUCCCUCUGUCAGGAAUUGCAUUUCUAUUGUUGGACACUCAGGACGUCCCCGAGCAUUUUGAGGAGUCAGGACUCACUGAGAGGAUCAACAAGUUUGUAUUCUUUGGCACUAAUCUCAGGAUUCUGCCCGUACGAAACAACACUGAGGUUGUCAAAGGAAUGCUAACAAUCGCCAAGGCCACCAGUAAGCCCCAUGUGGACAGUAUGUGUGACCGCAUGUCUCUGGCUCAGGCUCACGUGGUUGAAAACAGUCCAGUGUGGGAGAUGCUCAGAGACAUCCAGCUCAGUUGAUGAUCAUGCAUAUGCAGCAUGUUCCCACUAAGCCCCGUACUUCUAGAACUUUAUACAGUGAACAUAACAAAUGUGAAGGUUAAAGAUGUUUGUUCUGCUUUCUUAUAAAAAGCCACACACUGUUUCAUCUUUUGGUAUCGAUGGAUGUCUUUAGUAUCAUAUCGGGCAUCGUUACUCUCUGUAAAAAUAAAGACAUGAGGAAAGACUCAACAGUUUCAUUUUAUUUCUUCAGGAGUUGAAUUUGAAGUUGGUGGAA